This is a messenger RNA of Capronia coronata CBS 617.96, 882 nucleotides long. RefSeq lists its product as uncharacterized. NCBI's taxonomy places the organism in Eukaryota, Fungi, Ascomycota, Eurotiomycetes, Chaetothyriales, Herpotrichiellaceae. The coding region runs from base 1 to 882 and encodes 293 amino acids. The transcript has a single exon. The record is from RefSeq and is a predicted model, not a curated record. Gene Ontology annotation, molecular function: catalytic activity.
AUGGGCUCAGAGGGUGUGGCUGUCAUUCUCCAAGACCCCAGUUUCCGUAUCCUCACGACCUUGAAAUACAUCCACUUCAAUGACCAAGAUGUGGCCGAAUUCUCCCAGCUCGUCGGGCGUUGGAAACAAGAGGAAUCGAAGUCCUUGCGUUUCCACCGACAGCGAUUGAGAGCGGCUGCCCAAGCAUGUUCCUGGGCACAAGUGUCCAAACAAUUCGAAAGCGAUGACGCCGCACUUGAUCUCCUGCGUGCUAUUGAGCAGGCUAUCACCAAGGAACUACCCGAGCCUGGCCACGGUUGUAUCAAAGAGAUCCGCGUGCGUGUUCUCGUCGAUGGCAGUGGUCAUGUGGAUGUGGAGACGGUGCCAAUGGGCAAUGAGAGGCCGGUACGAUGUCUUGUGGAUGAUGGCUUUUACCAGCUCCCGACGUUGCUCUCCCCGUCCUCUCCCUCAAACGACUCGGGAGCUCCCUUUUCAAAGGUGUAUGUCGAUUUCCUACCGACUCGAGCCUCCAUCUUUACCGCACACAAGACGACAUACAGGCAAGCAUACAAUCAGGCACGCUCGCGAGCUGAAAUUGUGCACGCCGCACCUACGGACGCCGAGGUCCUGCUUUUCAACUCUCGGCGGGAGAUCACAGAGGCAAGCCUCUCUACCCCGUACUUCUUCCGCGAGGGAGGCUGGGUAACCCCUGCGGUAGUCUCGGGGGGGAUGUUGAGCGUCACCAAGCUGAGAGCCUCGCAGGGAGGGUUCUGCACCGAGCGGCUCGUGACACUCGAUGAGCUGAGACACGGUGAGAUGAUCUGGCUGAGCAAUGCGGUCAGGGGUUUCUUUCGAGGCAUGAUUUACAUGAAGGAUCAUACAGCCAAGGACUGGAAUCAGUGA